This is a messenger RNA of Nerophis ophidion (straightnose pipefish), 5288 nucleotides long. Its product is annotated as potassium voltage-gated channel subfamily KQT member 5-like. Bases 159 to 3275 code for a protein of 1038 amino acids. Gene Ontology annotation, cellular component: membrane. Gene Ontology annotation, molecular function: voltage-gated potassium channel activity. The transcript is spliced from 15 exons. The record is from RefSeq and is a predicted model, not a curated record. Lineage: Eukaryota; Metazoa; Chordata; Actinopteri; Syngnathiformes; Syngnathidae. Gene Ontology annotation, biological process: potassium ion transport; transmembrane transport.
ACAUUUGGUGCACGCGGUGCCAGAGAAGAGGUUGGCGCGCAGGACAGAGGGCGGUCAAAGCAGCCUUCUGUUGCACUUCUAACCACAUUUUCCCCCCCUGCGUCCAUGCCGGACGCCUUCCCCUCCUCCUCGCACUCGAAGCCCGCUUGGGUGAUGCCAUGCCACGGAACCACGGCGGAGAUGAAGGCGGCGCCGGGCUCUGGAUGAGGACAUCGCCGGGCCACCGCAGCGACGGCGCGAAAGAUGUCGAGUCCGGGGGGAUGAUGACGAUGAUGAUGAUGAACAACAACAACGCCGGGGACGGCUUGCUGUCAGCCUCGAACGCCGCCGGCGGCUCCGACUGCCUGCGAGGGAAGCAGGGAGCCCGGCUCAGCCUGCUGGGCAAGCCGCUCAUAUACAGCGCGCAGAGCGGCCGCAGGAACGUGCGCUACCGGCGGCUGCAGAACUACCUGUACAACGUCCUGGAGAGACCCCGAGCUUGGGCCUUCAUCUACCACGCCUUUGUGUUUAUCUUGGUCUUCAGCUGCUUGGUUCUGUCUGUCUUCUCAACCAUUCCAGCUCAUCAGGACUUCUCCUCUGAAUGUCUUCUCAUUCUGGAGUUUGUCAUGAUCGUGGUGUUUGGGUUGGAGUACAUCAUCCGCAUCUGGUCAGCAGGAUGCUGCUGUCGCUACCGAGGAUGGCAGGGGCGACUCCGGUUCGUCAGAAAACCUUUCUGCGUCAUUGACAUCAUAGUGCUGAUUGCUUCAGUGGCGGUGGUGUCGGCAGGCAGCCAGGGCAACAUCUUUGCGACUUCAGUCCUCCGUAGCCUUCGAUUUCUGCAGAUCUUACGCAUGGUGCGGAUGGACCGGAGAGGAGGCACAUGGAAGCUGCUUGGGUCUGUGGUAUAUGCACAUAGCAAGGAACUUGUCACCGCCUGGUACAUUGGCUUCUUGGUCCUCAUAUUUUCUUCAUUCCUCGUCUACCUGGUGGAGAAUAAGUUCAACAAGGAGUUUGCCACGUAUGCGGACGCCCUGUGGUGGGGCACGAUCACCCUGACAACCAUUGGCUACGGGGACAAGACACCAAAGACUUGGACAGGACGGAUGCUGUCUGCAGGGUUUGCACUUCUAGGCAUCUCUUUCUUUGCCUUGCCAGCAGGUAUUCUGGGCUCAGGUUUUGCUCUGAAGGUCCAGGAGCAGCACAGGCAGAAGCACUUUGAGAAGAGGAGAAACCCUGCGGCAUACCUCAUCCAGUGUGUUUGGCGUAGUUAUGCGGCCGACGAACACUCGGUUUCCAUCGCUACCUGGAAGCCGCACUUGAAGGCCUUGCAUACCUGCAGCCCCACAAAAAAAGAACAAGGAGAAGCAACUACAAGCCAGAAGCUGAGUUUCAAGGAGCGUGUCAGGAUGGCGAGCCCUCGAGGUCAAACCAUCAAGAACAGGCAGACUUCCGUGAAUGACCGCCGCUCACCAGCGGCAGACGUCGGUGCAGACGGCACUAGUCCUUCCAAGGUGCAGAAAAGCUGGAGCUUCAAUGACCGCACACGAUUCAGACCCUCACUGCGUCUUAAAAGCCAGUCCCGAUCCACCACUGAUGCAGACUCAAACAUGACUGGAGAAGAUGGUUUUGAUGAGAAGGGUUGUCACUGCGAGAUCUCAGUAGAAGACUUGCUGACCUCUGUCAAGUGUGCCAUCCGGGCUGUCAGAAUAAUGAAGUUCCACGUAGCAAAGAAGAAGUUCAAGGAAACGUUGCGUCCGUACGAUGUCAAGGACGUGAUUGAGCAGUACUCUGCAGGUCACUUGGACAUGCUGUGUCGCAUUAAGAGUCUGCAAACCAGGCUGGACAUGAUAGUAGGCCCACAGCCCCUGAGCAGCCGAGCCAAGACCUUUUCCUCCCCCUCCUUGCCCCUCUAUUACAGCCAGGGCAGAAAGAACUCCACCCAGGGAGUGGACCAAAUCCUCGGUAAGGGCCAGAUUCCUUUGGACAAGAAGAUUCGUGAGAAGUUGAUGUCUGAAGGAGAUCUCCUUGAGGACAUGAGCAUGCUGGGGCGUGUUUGUAAAGUGGAGCGACAGGUCCAGUCCAUUGAGUCCAAGCUGGACUCCUUGCUGGACAUUUAUCGGCAGGUGCUGCGCAAGGGCUCGUCCACGGCUCUCACCCUCUCGUCCCUCCCUCUGUUUGAGCUGGAGCAGACGUCGGACUACCAGUCGUCCGUCUUCAGCAAGGACCUGUCCUGCUCCAGCCAGGUCAGCAGCGGCAGCAGCGUCGUGCCGCCACCUGGUGGCUGUGUCCCACGCUCCUCCACCAACCCUCACCUGUCCCAAGGAGGACUCCAUCUCAUCUUGGCCGCACCCAAUGAGCUCAACCUCAGCCCGGCCACCAUUACACCUCCCUCUGGCCUUGGUUCCUCCCCGUUCAGCCCGUCAUCCUUGCCAAAUCACCUUUACCACCACCACCAUCAUCACCUCCAGGAUCAGUCCAGCACACCUGAAAGUGGCAAUGACGAAACAGCAGGAAGUUCUCCCCCCGUCCUCACACCAAACAGUUUCAGCAGCGGCGCGGGUGGAGUGGCUGAUUCCGGGUUUUGUCUUCUGGCGAGGCUUCCGCCACCACCGCCUAUGAACAGGAACGUAGGUCUGCGAGCUCCCUCCAAUGAAACUUCGCCUGACAUCGAAGACUUUUGCGGAGGAUUGGGAAUGCAAAUAAAGAAGAGCAGCAUUGUGGAGGAACUUAGCCCAGACUUGGGGCUCCAGCAGCUGGGAGGGCAUACAAACACCAAGGGCCGACUGAACGCCAAGGAGGAAAGCUCCUGGAGAAGGCAUAUGAGUCUUGAACUGGAGCCCCUGGUGCCUUCCACCUUAAACUGCUGCUCAGUCCCCAGCCACAUGGACCAGAGCCUUGGAAAGUCUAUGUCAGUGCAGGACUUGAUGCAGAUGGCCCAAGGCAGACUGCCGGACGCCCAAUGCGGCUCGCCCCCGGGCCGCGGUACGACCAACAUCUCGUCCGUCGGGUUCCGCAAAAGUUGCCAAGACCUCGGUGGAGACGGAAAAGGUGGCUGGGGGGACGAAGAUCUUUUCAUCGGCGACAGGGAAGUGAAGAUGCAGGAGUUCGAUUUCUUGUCACACGAGACAGUCGAGACUUCCCCCUACUCCUCAGAGCUCUCAGGGGUUCUGAGGAGAGCGGAGGUGAAGGCGGGAGGGUCACGGGGGUCAAACCACAGCCUGGCCACUGGUCACUCAUCCUCGCACGCUGCUGGCAGCACUGAAUUAAUCAAAAUGCAGCGCGUGCGCUUAAAAUAGAUCGUCAGACCUCAUGCAAGAAAAUCUUCUAUAAUUUUUUUUAAAAAUGUGAGCUUGAAGGCGCGAUUACACAGGAGUCGAUCACACCUGACUAGGUAGGUACAUGUAGGUCUUCAUUGUCAUUGCACAAGUAUAAAGAAACUUUGUUUUCGGCACAAACCCGUUCAAGAUUAGACAAACAAACAAUGUACAGGGUUACGGAAAAGGAACGCUGAUGAGUCGCCCCAUAAAAAAUGGGGAAAAAGGUAAAUGCUGAGGUAGGAUGAGUAAAAAAAAAUACAAUCUAGAGUCUGGAGUGGGGAAAAAAAACUCCAUAGCAAAGCACGUAUACAUAUUACAACAUCUCGAGACAACAGAGGAGGGGGGAGGGGGGCCACGGUGGCAGGCUGCAGCUCUUCAGGCACUGCCCAUCCAAAAUCACAAAACCGAAAACAAAUGUACAUGUCCUGACACUUUUUCAAUCCUGGAAACAAAUUUAGGUCUGGAAAAACAAUUGCAGUUGGUUCUAUUAAUGUUGACAACACACAUCGCAGUCUUCUGUGUUCUUCUCAUCACUAAGGCUACCAAACUCAGUACUUUUAUAGGUACCAACCAAAUUUCGUCGGUACUACCGAGUACCAAUUCAUAUAAAAUCGAACAGUACUAUAUUUUGACACCAUUGUUGUGCGUGACAAAGUGGUAGGUAAACUUGAGAACUCGGACAACCUCUAGGUAAUGUUGGAAUUGUUUCCAUGCCAACAAAGCAAACGUGCCAGAUAGAAUAUAAGUGGAGCCUUGCUGUUUUCAAAAUGGACUACUUCAACGCUAAUCUACAUUGCGUAUGGCAUAAAACAUGCUCCUAAUUAGUGAUUUUACAUUGCGAUUUCAACCGCCAAAUUUGGUAGGGAAAACAACAACUAAUAUGCACGUUAAAAUCGAUCAUCCGGUGUGUAAUCAUUACAAUACUUACAGUGUAAACACUUUGUAGAACUCUAAAGACAAGACUGGCACAUCCAACCAAAUGGCAAAGACUACUUCUAGGCAAAAGCAACACACCUUCAUCUAUAUACUAGUGCAGGGGUCCCCAUACUGAUUGAAAAAUUUGGUCGGGGGCUGUGCGUGUGUGUGUGUGUGUGUGUGUGUGUGUGUGUGUGUGUGUGUGUGUGUGUGUGUGUGUGUGUGUGUGUGUGUGUGUGUGUGUGUGUGUGUGUGUGUGUGUGUGUGUGUGUGUGUGUGUGUGUGUGUGUGUGUGUGUGUGUGUGUGUGUGUGUGUGUGUGUGUGUGCGUGUGUGUGUAUAUACAGUACAUAUAUAUAUAUACACAUAUAUAUAUAUGUAUGUAUAUAUAUAUAUAUAUACACACGUACAUAUAUAUAUAUACAUACACAUACAUACAUACAUAUAUAUAUGUAUGUAUGUAUGUGUAUAUAUAUUUAUGUAUGUGUCUGUAUAUAGGUAUGUAUAUGUAUGUAUGUAUGUAUGUGUAUAUAUGUAUAUAUAUGUAUAUGUCUGUAUGUGUAUAUAUGUAUGUAUGUGUAUAUAUAUAUAUAGAUAUAUGUAUGUGUGUAUAUAUAUGUAUGUGUAUAUAUGUAUAUGUAUGUGUAUCUAUAUGUAUGUAUGUGUGUGUGUGUAUAUAUAUAUACAUAUGUAUGUGUGUAUAUAUGUAUGUGUGUAUAUAUAUGUAUGUGUAUAUAUGCAUGUAUGUAUAUGUAUUUAUAUGUGUAUGUAUAUAUGUGUAUACAUGUAUUUGUAUGUAUAUAUAUGUACAUAUAUGUUCACGGUGGCAGAGGGGUUAGUGCGUCUGCCUCACAAUACGAAGUUCCUGCAGUCCUGGGUUCAAAUCCAGGCUCGAGAUCUUUCUGUGUGGAGUUUGCAUGUUCUCCCCUUGAAUGCGAGGGUUCCCUCCGGGUACUCCGGCUUCCUCCCACUUCCAAAGACAUGCACCUGGGGAUAGGUUAAUUGGCAACACUAAAUUGGCCCUAGUGUGUGAAUGUGAGUGUGAAUGUUGUCUGUCUAUCUGUGUUGGCCCUGCGAU